GUGUUUCCGAUGUUUGUUUAACUCUGUGAUAGCGGUGCAGAGUCAGCUCGUGUUUGCUCUCGUCUCCUCUUUUUUCUUUCUAAAAUUGUAAAUAUCCCCGGUCAUCAAUCUGUCGGCCAGCUAUCCAGUUCAGAGUUAUUCCUCCUCGGCAUCACAUUGCCCUUAUGCAACGACGAGUACGUGACGGCGCACUUACAACAUAACCGGAUAUAACCAUGUGUAUUGAUAUCUGGACGCGUUCGCCAUGUGGCCACAGCAUCUACCAGAACACAUAUCACUGCGAUCAUAGCGAAAGUGAAGCCGGUGAUGGGACCGUGUUCUCCGAUGAUGUGGUUGAUCGCCCGACUCUCAACUAUGAGGACGAGCUAUAUCACUACAAGCCAUCGGCAACCGAGCUGAGGCGGCGGCGGCUUUCCUCACUGUCGCUGCUGUCUGGAUCUCCUCCAUCCGGAGUUUCAGUAAAAUCCCCAUGCCGAGUGACGCGGGCGAUCCGGCCGAUCAACGAGGGAGAGUGUGCCGAAUGUGCGAGAAGCUGGCAGGAGGCUCAGUGGCACCAUCAGCAGGCAAUGGCUGGGCGACACAUGCAAAGGCGAGAUUACUUCGACGACCAUGGACAUGUUGUCGGCCACGACACCCUCGAACGCAGUGGCGAGGACCGGCUCGGAGGCGUUUCUGCGACCAGCUCGCCUGGUCUGUCGCGAUCAUGGUAUGGCCCUGGGAGCCCAGGCUUCCAAAGGAGGCAGGGCCGCAUCCCGUCUGCGUCUGCGACACGCAGGCUCGAGAACGCCUUCUUCAUGAUAGCGCAGCGACAGGCCGACUGAUGCAAGGAGAGGUCAACGACGCGCGCUUACCCGACAUGGCUUUGCAAAGAUACAUCCGGACAGAUUGCGGCCAGAAGAGACGGGGGAGGUUUUGACGACAGAGAUCAGACGAGACGCGGCUCUAAUGUUUGACCAUGGUGAAAGUGGCUGUUAGUAAUAGCGGGAGCAAGUCGCAAGGCAGCACGCACAGAAGACACAGAUGUAAUUAGGGCGCCUCCCAUAGAUGCGGGAGGGGGGGCAGAACUUGAUGAUAUCCCUAGUGCAGAGCUUACAGAGCAUGUAAACCAAUUUCUCUUGAA
This is a messenger RNA of Microdochium trichocladiopsis, 1120 nucleotides long. RefSeq lists its product as uncharacterized. The coding region runs from base 216 to 821 and encodes 201 amino acids. The transcript is spliced from 2 exons. The record is from RefSeq and is a predicted model, not a curated record. Lineage: Eukaryota; Fungi; Ascomycota; Sordariomycetes; Xylariales; Microdochiaceae.